AUAUUCUACAGCCAUCCGAAAUUAGUCGUCGAACGUCGUCACCAACUUUCAUUGUGUUAUAAAUUACUACAAAAUUUCCGAGAGUUAAAAAAGAAAAAAGCAUUUUUCACCAUCGUAGGCAAGUGUAGAAUUAUAAAAACUUUCAUUUAACUGUGCAUUGAAGUGGCCUUUGAGUUAUAUGUUGAACGAAAGAUUUUUAUCCCGUGGCAAAAAAUAUAUCAUACAACAAUAAUAUUAAGAACAGAAAAAACUAUUGUUCAUAAAAAAUGGCUUGUGCAACACUCAAACGGACUCUAGAUUGGGAAGCGCUAAAUCAACGGCCUACAAAACGUAGACGUUGCAAUCCGCUUGGCCAAUCAACAGGAAAUGGAUCAUCACCAUUGCGCUCAUCUUCAGUAGCCACCACUUCAUAUGAUAACGUGCAAGGUCCCAGCGGAAGCCGCGUUUCAAAGGAACCUCAAAUGAAUCCAUUCACAGAGUCCAAUCUAUCAAAAAUAUCACCAGAUAAAAUAGCCCAGGAUAUUAGGGAUGAAAUCAAGCGACUGCACCGUUGUAAACGUCUCCAGUUUUCAUCGACCACCAUUGAUGGUAUGCAACAAGAUUCAGAAUCUAGCGGUUCUGAAAUGGGCGCCGAUAGUCCUCGUCGCCCAGACACUCCACCAAGCUUGGUGCGUAAUCCAGAGAAAGCCCUUUUUACAUUCAAACAGGUGCAAUUGAUAUGCGAACGUAUGCUGAAGGAGCGGGAAGAUGAAAUUCGUGAAAAAUACAACGCAGUGUUGACUACGAAGCUCGCUGAGCAGUAUGAUGCGUUUGUGAAAUUCACUUAUGAUCAAAUACAGAGGCGCUAUGAAGCCACACCAAGCUAUCUUUCAUAAUCGGACCUCAGGCGUACUUCAUUACUAGUCGCUAAGAUUUCAUCGUAUAUAUACAUGUAUAUAUAUGCAUACAUGAAUUUUUUUGUUGAAAAAAUACAAAUACAACACUAAAAUUCUCAUCCUAACUGUAAAACAAUUGAACAAGAGAACUGAAGAGAAGCAUUGAAAUAUUCGAUUCAUUUAAGUAAAACGCCUGAAUUAUAAAAAAUGGAUUAAUUAACAAUUGCUGGCGUAUUUAAGUUUUUACUUAAGUGCAUUAAAACCAAAUUAACAUCUUAAGGAACCUUUUCAGUAAGGUACUUUUACUAAAUAUACUACUAUGUUUAGAACAGAUUAUUUGCACAUCCACAUAAACGGUUUGAAAGCGAAUGUUUGGGAAAGAAAAUUUAAUAUCGUAAGAUUUAGAGACUGGGUUGUGAGCUCUAAUAACACUUUGUGGUAGCUAAUGCAAUCUAUUUACAGCUGUAUAGUGUAGUAGUGGAUUUUUUAAGUUCGAAAUUAUCGUUGAAAAAUCGAUUCUGACUACAAAGAUAUACGAGGAAAUAAAAUAAAUGCUUAUGAAUUGGACUGAAGGAAUAAAACCAUCCAGUCAUUCGCUCGCUUCCUUAUCAUUAGUACGCCGAACGUAUGUUAAAGAAAUUUAAAGGGUUUAGUAGUAUAUGGAAUAUUAAAGCAAAUCACUUGUAAAAAUAGAACUCAAAGAUUUGAGAAUCAGCCAAACUCGCAUCAGAGAAAGCUACCAAAAUUUGAAGUUAAAAGAUACAACAAAGGACCAAUACAACCAACAAAUAAACAACAAUUAAAAACCUCAGCAUCAGUAAAAACAUAUAAUUAUAUACACAAAAAAAACUAUAUAUUAUAUAAACUUAGUAUAGUACAGAUAUUAGGUUAAACAAAUUGAAUUGAUAAGAAUAUUAUUAUUUUAAUAAUAAUGCAGAUAAAAAGAAACAUAAAGCUUUGAACUACACUCGUGAAGGCAUUUAUUUUGAAAAGUAGUCGUUGGUGGCAAAUUACUUUCUUUUGGGUUGCUAAAUAUCUAAUACUAUCUAUUCAACUGUUAUUUAAAAUAGUUUAUGAGAAUGCUUAAACAUUGUAAUUUUAAGUUUUCAGCGACUUUUUGAGGAGCCUACGCUAUUACACUCGAAAAGCAUUUUGAUCCUUUAUGACCAAUAUUGCAAACUCGUGAGCACAUGGGUGCUCGGUUACAGUGGACGCCGGCCAAGAAGCUGUGUUGUUAUCUACAGAAUUUUUAGUAUUCAAAAUAGUAGAAAAUGAUAUAUUUCAUAAAAAUGUAACUUGUUAAUAUACAUAUAAUGAUGGUCAUAGAUCAAAAUCCCUGUUCAUCUCAGUUUCAUUCUUUAGUUGCUUUGCCACAAAUAACAUGGAAAAAAUAAAUAUUCAAGACCAAGUAUUUGGUUACUAAGAUAAA
Messenger RNA from Anastrepha obliqua, 2304 nucleotides. Its product is annotated as akirin. The record is from RefSeq and is a predicted model, not a curated record. NCBI's taxonomy places the organism in Eukaryota, Metazoa, Arthropoda, Insecta, Diptera, Tephritidae. Gene Ontology annotation, biological process: positive regulation of transcription by RNA polymerase II; positive regulation of innate immune response. The transcript has 4 exons. Gene Ontology annotation, molecular function: transcription coregulator activity. Gene Ontology annotation, cellular component: chromatin; nucleus. Bases 267 to 875 code for a protein of 202 amino acids.